UAAUAAAAACAAUACGAUUGAGGCAUUACCAUUCUGUUAUUGAUCUUUGUUUCCAGUAUGUUGUGACUUAACAAAUAUAUAUCUUUAGCCUAUAUAAUGAACAGUAGGACCUACUAGUGAAAUUACUUAUAAAGUAGGCCUACUCAAGAUAGGCCUAAGCGGUGAGAUAAAACUUCUUGGUGUGUUUACAAAUUCAUCAUAAACACAAAUCAGGAAGCAUACGGCUACAAUCAUAUGUAACAUCAUAUGUGGCGAUCCAAAUUUACAAGGCAGGGAUGAAGAACUACAAUAACCAGUACUUGUAGACUUAAGAAAGAAAAGAAAUUAUAAAAUAACGAUUUAACAGUAAAGGCUAGGAGAGAAUGAAAUAUUGAAAUGGCAGGUUUUAAUAUUGACCAUUGCUUACUAUAAAAGUUGCUAUUUGAGGAGAAACAGACAUUCAAAUCACCAGCUAUUUGUAUCUGAAUGUUUUAAUUUACUACAUAACUGCCGCUAAAGGGGGCAGAGUUAGUUACUUGAUACCGCGCAUUACAUAGCAGGUUCAACAGGCAACAAACACCUGCUGGUCACAUGACUCAUCUCACAUGACAGUCACGAGGAGGUGUAAUUUUAAGCAAAAUGGCGAACGGCUUGUUGUUCGCGACGUUUUUGUCUCUUAUGUGUUUUGGGAUUUCAUCUGAACUGAAGUAUCUAAAGCAUAAUAAAGCGUGCUAUGACAGGAACUAUGACAUCGGGAAGCAAACUAUCAGGACAUACCCUCGACCUCAUGAGUACAUGAGCAUUAAGGCUGUCCCCAAGGCGUGGGAUUGGAGAAACGUGAACAAUACAAACUUUGUGUCUGUCACAAGGAAUCAACACAUUCCUCAAUACUGUGGUUCAUGUUGGGCCAUGGGAACAACCAGCGCCCUGGCGGAUCGCAUCAACAUAAAGCGAGGGAACGCCUGGCCCUCUGCCUACCUCUCUGUACAAGAUGUCUUGGACUGUGGCGACUCGGGCACCUGUCAUGGCGGAGGGAUGAUAGGGGUGUACGAGUACGCACACAAGCGUGGUAUACCUGAUGAGACGUGCAAUAAUUAUCAGGCCCUUGAUCAAAAAUGUGAUCCUUUCAACGAGUGCGGCACUUGCAGCACAUUUGGCCAGUGCUAUUCUAUUCAGAACUACACUAGGUGGAGAGUGGGUGACUACGGCAAUGUAGAGGGCAGAGACAAGAUGAUGAUGGAGAUUUAUGAGAAAGGGCCAAUUGCCUGUGGCAUCAUGGUGACAGACAACUUUGAAAAAUACAAAGGUGGAAUUUAUGCCGAGGACAAGUGGUUUGUUCUUGUAAACCACAUUGUGUCAGUGGUAGGCUGGGGAGUAGAGGAUGGGGUGGAAUAUUGGAUAGUAAGGAAUUCUUGGGGACAGCCAUGGGGUGAGCAGGGCUGGUUCAGAAUUGUCACCAGUGCCUAUAAAGGUGGGAAAGGCAAUGAUUACAACCUGGGGAUAGAAUCUGGCUGUGUGUAUGCUGAUCCUAUAGUGUAGAACUAUUGAUCCUAUUGUGAAGCUAUGAAAUGUGCUGGCACACCUAACACAAUCCAAGAUCUUUGCCAUGUCCUUAAGUUUCACACCUGACGCAAUAUUAUGUAAAGCGUUCGUUUUUCUUAUCCCACUAUUCUCAAUUGAAUAGCUUUCGAUAUGAAAUGUUAAAAUGUUGGUAAUUUGGCAAGUUAUUUAAGAUUGCAAACUAAUUUUUGUGAAGUACAUUUCAAGUACGGAAAUUGAAAUUUUUAUGUUUUUGGAUGCAUUAAAGAUAAAAUUUAAUUAUCUAAAAUGCGGCAAACCAAAUACUUGGUAGAUGGUCCUAAUGAAUAUCCAGCAAUUUAUGUGUUAUAUUAUAAGCAAAUGUUUGCUUUUAUCUUACAAUGAUUAUAACUUUCAUAAGAACAGGAGCGUAAUAUCAUCCAUUUGCAGAGACUGCUGUUUGGUGAUUUCUUUAAGAGCACAGAAACAUUUUAUGCACAGAAUUCUUUUUGCAUAAUACGUAUGUUUUAAUGAAUACUCAAUAUCCAGAGAAUUUGUAGAAAUCCACUAUAUUUGUGCAGCUUUUUAAUGUUAAAAUUUUAUUUGUGUUCGUCUGUGUUGGCAUGUUUUUGACUUCUUUCUUCAGCUUCAUGGCAUGAUCUCCAAAAUACAAAGCAUCCACAGCUGACACCAUUUUUUAAAAAUAUGUAUAUGUGAUGUAUAGACUUAAUGGCUUGUAUUAUAUACAUUAUCCUUUGUAGACAUAACCUUUAGUUGGGAUUUUGCAGGUGUAUAACUUUAAAAAACUGUGUGGAUUUCAAUAUUAUUAGAUCACAAGAUGAUAAAUCUUAUGAAAUAUCAGGUAUAAGCAGCUGCCAUUUGCUAACGAAGUUCCUUGAAAAUCGGUAAAAGAAAGAUCACUCUGAAAGUAAAAAGAACACUCUAAUAGCUGUAUUGUUUUGCAUUUAUAUAAAUCACGAAGAAAGAAGGUACAAGAGCUCAGAAGUAAUUUGAGUCAUUGAUUGAAGUUCAAGAUUAAGUACGGAGAAAAGUACAGCUGACUGUAUGUGUACUGUUAAUUAUUUCUCACACAUCAAGAUAAUGUGUAGAAAUAUUACAGGUUUUUUAGUCCCUGAUGACUGUGAUGACAAUAUAUUCUGAUAUCUCUCCUGUUUUGAUAAAUCCAUUUUUGUGUGCUUGUUAUCUGAUUUACAAAAUCGGCAUAAUUAAUUGCUGUUUUUGCUUGUCAAGCAAUUUAAACAGGAGUCUGCAACGUUUAAGAUGAAUUUGAAUGAAAAAUCAAUCUAUGCAUACCGCAGAUGCUGUGUCUUGAAAGUGUUAUUUAAAUAAAUAAAAAAUCAGAUCAAAGGAA
Lingula anatina is the source of this 2869-nucleotide messenger RNA. RefSeq names its product cathepsin Z-like. The record is from RefSeq and is a predicted model, not a curated record. NCBI's taxonomy places the organism in Eukaryota, Metazoa, Brachiopoda, Lingulata, Lingulida, Lingulidae. Gene Ontology annotation, molecular function: cysteine-type peptidase activity. Gene Ontology annotation, biological process: proteolysis.